AACUGUAAGAGGGAUAUAGCAGUAAGGGCUACGCUGUAGAUUCCGUUCAAGGGUCCCCGACCAUUGACCAGCCAAGGAGGACAGAUUUAAAGCAUACAAUGUGCACUACAAAGACACAAAAUGGGUCCACGGGAGGUCCUUAUCACGUCCCGACUAAUUGCACAGGUUCCAAAACAGUUAUUGCACCAUGGAACAGCGACAAAUGUGGAAAUAUUGGGUGUUUAUUUCGAAUACCCCGUCCCACCGUCGUUCGCAUCACCUCGUGGAACUUUCAACGGGAUGAAUAAACAUCGCCCGGCAGUUUCAGUUUACAUCCCACUACAACGCCAGCAAAGCGUUCAUGGGAACCAAUCCAUUCGUCGCCAGUUACAAAUCUACAACACCCUUUCAUCAAACACACCAUCAUGUUCCCUCACAGUAUCAAGAAUGCUUCACCCAGAUUGUGUCAUCAAACCUCAAUUGGUGCCCUCUCCUCACUUGUCAUUCACCACAACACAUGCUUGGCUGUUGUGUUUCUGUUGUCUCCGAACGGUUGUUUCCCAUCUCAGCAAAAGCUCCGACGCUUGUGCAUAGACAUGCGUCUGAGCGACAUGAGGGAAAAAGUUUUUAUAUCCAGAAGGAAAAAGAAAAUAAACACAUAGGGCUAAAACUUUGGCAGAUGGGGACGUGAGCCUUAUAUAAAUAUC
Williopsis jadinii is the source of this 686-nucleotide messenger RNA. RefSeq lists its product as uncharacterized. The transcript has a single exon. The record is from RefSeq and is a predicted model, not a curated record. Bases 121 to 573 code for a protein of 150 amino acids. NCBI's taxonomy places the organism in Eukaryota, Fungi, Ascomycota, Saccharomycetes, Phaffomycetales, Wickerhamomycetaceae.